Messenger RNA from Mesoplodon densirostris (Blainville's beaked whale), 746 nucleotides. RefSeq lists its product as uncharacterized. The record is from RefSeq and is a predicted model, not a curated record. The transcript is spliced from 2 exons. NCBI's taxonomy places the organism in Eukaryota, Metazoa, Chordata, Mammalia, Artiodactyla, Ziphiidae. Bases 1 to 702 code for a protein of 233 amino acids.
AUGGGAGGUGAGCACGGGGGAGGGGUCCGGGCUAAACGGGGGGCGGGGCCCGCGGGUCGAUGCCCCACCCCCCGGUCACAGCCUGACCGCCGGGGGAAAAGCCUCUGGGCGGAGGAGGUGCUUUCAAAACAAAGAAAUGCGGCGUGGAACCUGAGGGACUGGGGUGGUGAGGAAGGCGGAGGAGGUGCGGCUGAGGCCGUCCGGCCGCCCGCUUCCCCUCCAGUCAGCCCGGAGGAGCUCCCCCCACCGCCUGCCCGGGCUGCGGUGCCGGAGAAGAGGGAGGAGGCUGCGUUAGGCGGCUGUUUUCCAGUUCACUUUUGCAGACCAAGGCGGAGAAGAAGAGCACCAGCUCCGCUGCCCCUCUUGGCUGCUGCGCACUCAGCCCCGAGCCCCGCGUGCGCUCUGUCUCGGAUACCGAGCCAGCCAAAGUGUCCGGAAACGCGCAGAGCGCUCAGAACCUGUCCCGCAGCUGUGCGACGCGCGUCUCGAGCUGGCCGCUGCCGCCCCGCCCUCGUGCUCCUUCAGCCCUGCGGGCGGAGAAGCCGGCCCGCCCGCCGGCGCAGAGCUGGGGAACUUGAACUGGCCCCAGCGGCCGCUCUGCCGAGAUCCCGCUCCAAGCCCGGGGGUGCUCCGGCUCGGGGUAGAGGGCACACCCGGGAAGUGGAUUUAGCAAACACACCUUUGUACAGACAGAAUCGCUGAACUGGAAAGUUAAAGAUGACAAAACUCAUACCCCCAGACAGGGU